Sinocyclocheilus anshuiensis is the source of this 8472-nucleotide messenger RNA. RefSeq names its product teneurin-2-like. The coding region runs from base 258 to 7856 and encodes 2532 amino acids. The transcript has 27 exons. Gene Ontology annotation, cellular component: membrane; neuron projection. The record is from RefSeq and is a predicted model, not a curated record. Gene Ontology annotation, biological process: neuron development; signal transduction; heterophilic cell-cell adhesion. Lineage: Eukaryota; Metazoa; Chordata; Actinopteri; Cypriniformes; Cyprinidae. Gene Ontology annotation, molecular function: protein homodimerization activity; protein heterodimerization activity; cell adhesion molecule binding.
CUCGCUCAUUCGCCCGCCCGCGUCUCCGUGAACCGCUCGCUGUGGCGCAUCUCUCCGUAGAACCCUCAGCGCUCUGUUUCUGCACCUAACACACCUAACCGUCCGUCGCCGCCUGACUGACAAACACAACGACACGAAUACAGCACAGGAAUUCAAAAUUCGCGCCGUUGAGGAAAAAAGCGCUCGUGCAGAACUCUUGUAACGGCAGAAUGACUGAGUGAGAGUGAGGGAGAGAGAGAGGACGCUGUGCUCGCAGUAUGGAGAAAAUGAAAGGUGCGUCCAGUCAUCACAGUCAGACCUCCCUUCGACCUCCUCUGCCUCCCCCGCACAACCACCACCAGUCAUCGGCUAAUUCCCUCAAUCGCAACAACCAGGCCAGCCGGCGGAACCCGCAGAGCCACGCACCUACUGCCGCCCCGACAGAUGGACCCUCCACCCCUGAAUCCGUCCAGCUCCAGGACAGUUGGGCUCUUAACAGCAGUGUCCCGCUGGAGACACGACACUUCCUUUUCAAGACGCCAUCUGGGAGCACUCCUCUGUUCAGCAGCUCUUCACCAGGUUAUCCCUUGACCGGUGGUACCGUCUACUCCCCACCACCCCGGCUCUUACCCAGAAAUACAUUCUCCAGGAGCUCCUUCAAGCUGAAGAAACCCUCCAAGUACUGCAGCUGGAAAUGCGCUGCUGUGUCUGCGAUUGCAGCCGCUGUGCUGUUGGCCGUCCUGCUCUCUUACGUCAUAGCUCUUAAUCUGCUUGGCUUGAAUUGGCGACUGAAGCCCACUGAAGGGCAUCUAGUGAACACUGGCCUCAGCAUGAGUAUUCCUGGCAUUGGUGAUGUGGCAACAGUGCCCUCCGGAGGCAGAGGGCCGUGGGUGUUGAAGAACAGCAGUAUAAACAGCGGGGAGCUGGAGCUGGGUCAGCGUGUCAGUCAGGAUGUUCCUCCGGGCGUCUUCUGGAGGUCUCUGCUUCACCUGCGCCAGCCACACUUCCUCAAGUUCAACAUCUCCCUGGGCAAGGACGCGCUGUUUGGGGUUUACAUGCGGCAAGGCCUGCCUCCUUCACAUGCUCAGUAUGACUACAUGGAAAGGUUAGAUGGAAAAGAGAAGUGGAGCGUAAUCGAGUCUCCUCGUGAGCGGCGCAGUAUUCAAACCGUUGUCCAGAAUGAGGCAAUCUUUGUGCAGUAUCUGGACCCCGGCACCUGGCACCUGGCCUUCUACAAUGACGGCAAACAGAAAGAACCCAUCUCAUUCAGCACUGUGGCUCUAGAUUCAGUGGAAGAGUGCCCCCAGAAUUGCCAUGGCAACGGAGAGUGCAUGUCAGGAGCGUGUCAUUGCUUCCCAGGGUUCCACGGCACAGACUGUUCUAAAGUGGCGUGUCCCGUGCUGUGCAGCGGGAACGGACAGUACAGCAAGGGUGUGUGCAUGUGCUACAGUGGCUGGAAGGGGCUGGAGUGUGACGUGCCGCAGGGCCAGUGCAUUGACUCCAGCUGUGGCGGUCACGGGAUCUGCACCCAGGGCAGCUGCACCUGUGAAGCGGGUUACCGUGGCGAGUCCUGCGAGGAAGUGGCUUGUCUUGACCCCACGUGUUCGGGACAUGGAAGCUGUGUGUCCGGUCAGUGCCACUGUAAGCCGGGUUGGUCCGGGCCUCUAUGUGAUGUGUCCAGAGCCCAGUGUCCAGAUCAGUGCAACGGUCACGGAGCCUACAGCCCUGACACGGGCCUCUGCAGCUGUGACCCAAACUGGAUGGGCCCUGACUGCUCCACCGGUGUGUUCCCAUCAGCCAUUUUCACCUUCUCACUUACUAAGAAUAAAAUAAGCCAGUGUGAACAGGGUUGGAACGGAGAACACUGCACCAUCGAUGGCUGUCCAGGUCUGUGCAAUGGGAAUGGGCAAUGCAUCAUGGGUCAGAACAGCUGGCACUGUGAGUGCCACACUGGCUGGAGAGGACCAGGCUGCAGUGUUGCCAUGGAGACCUCCUGCAAUGACAACAAGGACAAUGAAGGAGAUGGUCUGGUUGACUGUAUGGAUCCGGACUGCUGCACGCAGAGCUCUUGUGUAACCAAUCCUCUGUGCCGUGGAUCACGUGACCCACUUCAGGUUAUUCAGCAGAGCCAAUCAGAGGUCCAGAAAGUCCCAUCCUUUUAUGACAGAAUCAAGAUGCUUGUGGGUAAAGACAGCACUCAUAUCAUACCAGGAAUCAACCCAUUCAAUGCCAGCCUGGCAUCUCUGAUUCGAGGUCAGGUUUUGACCUCAGAUGGCACUCCUUUGGUGGGCGUCAACGUGACCUUUGUGAAGUACCCGCACUAUGGUCACACCAUGACCCGCCAGGAUGGCACUUUUGAUCUGGUGGCCAACGGUGGAGGCUCUCUGACUUUGCGUUUUGAGCGGUCUCCAUUUCUGAGUCAGGAACGGACGGUGUGGCUGCCCUGGAAUCGCUUCUACACCAUGGACACUGUGGUGCUACAAACGAAGGAGAAAACCACGGCCAGAUGUGACCUGAGCGGUUUUGUCAGGCCUGAUCCUGUGGUUCUUCCGUCCCCACUGUCCUCUUUCUUCAGCUCCAACCCUUCAGAGAAACACAUCCUCCCUGAGAGCCAGGUGCUUCAUGAACAGGUGGAGAUUCCCGGCACCGGUCUUAAACUUUGCUAUUUGAGCUCCAGGACCUCAGGCUACCUCUCACUGCUAAAGGUGAUCAUGACCCCAGCUCCAGUGCCUCUCAGCCUGGCCAAAGUGCACCUGAUGGUGGCCGUGGAGGGUCAUCUCCUUCAGAAAUGGUUCCAUGCAUCUCCUAACCUGGCUUACACUUAUAUCUGGGACAAGACUGAUGCCUAUAGGCAGAGGGUCCAUGGCCUGACCGAGGCUUUGGUGUCUGUGGGGUAUGAGUAUGAGACGUGUCCCAGUCAGAUCCUGUGGGAGAAGAGGACAGCUGUGCUGCAGGGAUACGAGCUCAACCCCUCAAACUUGGGCGGCUGGUCUCUAGACAAACACCACAUGCUGAAUGUCCGCAGCGGCAUCCUUCAUAAGGGCAGCGGUGAGAAUAUCUUCCUCUCCCAGCAGCAGCCACCCAUCAUCAACAGUAUUAUGGGUAACGGCCGAAGACGCAGCAUCUCAUGCCCAAGCUGCAGUGGGAUGGCUGAGGGCAACAAGCUGCUGGCGCCGAUGGCUGUAGCCUGUGACGGAGAGGGUAACUUGUACGUGGGUGACCUUAACUUUGUGCGGAGGGUCUAUCCGUCCCUCAAUACCACAGCUGUACUGGAGCUCAGAAAUAAAGAUUUAAGACACAGCAACAGUCCAAGCCAUAAGUACUACUUGGCAGUGGAUCCGGUGUCGGGUUCUUUGUUCCUGUCAGACACCAACUCCCGGCAGAUCUACCGCGUUCGCUCUCUGAAUGGGGCACGACCGCUGCUGGAUAACGCUCAGGUGGUGGCGGGGACGGGAGAGCAGUGCGUCCCGUUCGAUGAGGCUCACUGUGGUGAUGGAGGCAAGGCAGUGGAGGCCACACUAAUGAGCCCAAGAGGUGUUGCAUUGGAUAAGAACGGCCUGAUGUACUUUGUGGAUGCUACUAUGAUACGAAAAGUGGAUCAGAAUGGCAUUAUCUCCACUCUGAUAAAGACCAAUGACCUUACUGCAGUCAGGCCCCUCAGCUGUGACGCCAGCAUGGACGUCAGCCAGGUACGUCUGGAGUGGCCUACAGACCUGGCCAUCAACCCUAUGGACAACUCUCUGUAUGUGCUGGAGAAUAACGUCAUCCUGCGUAUCUCUGAGAACCACCAGGUCAGCAUUAUUGCAGGGCGGCCCAUGCACUGCCAGGUCCCUGGCAUUGAUUACUCUCUCAGCAAACUAGCCAUCCAUUCUGCCUUGGAGAGCGCCACAGCCAUCGCCAUCUCCCACACAGGUGUGCUCUAUAUUGCUGAAACCGACGAGAAGCGCAUCAACCGCAUACGGCAAGUUAGCACCAGCGGUGAGAUCUCCCUGCUUGCCGGUGCUGCCUCUGAAUGCGACUGCAAGAAUGACAUCAACUGCAACUGUUUCUCAGGAGAUGAAGGCUAUGCUGCGGACACCAGCCUCAAUUGUCCCGCUUCGCUGGCUGUGUCACCAGAUGGUACCCUGUACAUCGCUGACCUGAACAAUAUCCGUGUACGUUCAAUCCACAGCAACCGCCCCAAUGCCACAGCGAGUGGACAAUAUGAAGUGGGUUCAUCUCUAGAACAGGAGCUAUAUGUGUUUGGUCCUGACGGCCUUCAUAGGCAGACGGUUAGCCUCAUUACAGGCUUAGCACUGUAUAACUUUACCUACGGGCUGGACGGAGAGUUGGCAGCAGUUACUGAUGCCUCUAACAAUACGCUUCGGGUGAGGAGGGAGGCAUCUGGCUCUAUCAGGCUUGUGCUGUUGCCAGAGAACCAGGUGGUAACACUGGGAAUGGACCCAGCCGGCAGCCUACGUUCAGUGUCCGCCCUCAGUCAGGAAGUGGCACAGCUCGGUUAUUACACUAACACAGAACUUUUAGCCUCCAAAUCAGAUGAGACCGGAUGGACAAACUUUUACAACUAUGACAGUGAGGGUCGUCUAACCAACGUCACAUAUCCCACUGGUGUGGUGACCAGUCUGCAUCGUGAGAUGGAGGAGACCAUCAAUAUUGACAUGGAGAGCUCAAACAGAGAUGAUGAUAUCACGGUCAUCACUAAUCUCUCGUCCGUAGAGGCGUCCUACACUGUGGUUCAAGACCAAGUGAGGAAUAGCUAUCAGUUGUACCACAACAGCACACUGAGAGUAUCCUAUGCUAAUGGAAUGGGCAUCAGCUUUCACACCGAACCACACAUCAUUGCCGGAUCAGUGAGCCCGACCAUUGGGAGACGCAACAUCACCCUACCCACUGACAGCGGCCUUAACUCUAUCGAAUGGCGCAUGAGAAAAGAGCUGACCAAGGGCAAGGUUACAGUGUUUGGCAGGAAGUUGCGCGUCCACAGCAGAAACCUUCUGUCCAUUGACUAUGACCGCAACACCAGAACAGAGAAGAUCUACGAUGACCACCGCAAGUUCACUCUGCGCAUCAUCUAUGAUGCCCAGGGCCGACCGGCCACCUGGCUUCCUAGCAGCAGCUUAGCCCUGGUCAAUGUAUCUUAUUCACCCACCAGCCGAUUGGUGGGCUUGCAGAGGGGCAGCAUGAGUGAGAAAAGCGAGUUUGACACAUUUGGACGGAUCCUGUCACGAACCUUUGUUGAUGGGAAAGUUUGGAGCUUCAGCUACAUGGACAAAUCCAUGGUGUUGCUGCUCCAGCAGAGUCAGAAACAGUACAUCUUUGAUUUUGACACAGCGGGCCGGCUCACGGCGGUCACUAUGCCGAGCAUGGCCAGACACACUAUGGCCACUCAUGUGUCUGUUGGUUACAUUCGCAACACCUACAACCCCCCUGAGAGCAAUGCCACCAUUAUCCACGACUUCAGUGAGGAUGGGCAUCCACGCGCUACAUUCUACCUUGGAACGGGUCGGCGUGUGCUCUACAGAUACGGGAAGCUUGGAAAGCUCUCGGAGGUGCUGUAUGACGCAACUGCCGUCAACUUUGGCUAUGAUGAAACAACAGGAGUGCUUAAAAUGGUCAACUUACAGAGCGGAGGCUUCUCUUGCACCAUUCGCUAUCGCAAACUCGGCCCCCUAGUGGACAAACAGAUGUACCGCUUCUCAGAGGAAGGAAUGGUCAAUGCUCGUUUUGACUACACCUAUCAUGACAACAGCUUCAGGGUGGCCAGCAUAAAGCCAGUAAUAGGGGAAACCCCACUUCCUGUGGACCUGUACCGCUAUGAUGAGAUAUCCGGUAAGGUCGAACACUUCGGCAAGUUUGGCAUCAUAUACUACGACAUCAACCAAAUCAUCACUACGGCCGUGAUGACGCUCAGUAAGCAUUUUGAUGCACAUGGCCGCAUCAAAGAAGUGCAGUACGAGAUCUUCCGCUCGUUGAUGUAUUGGAUGACAGUGCAGUAUGACAGUAUGGGCCGUGUAAUUAAACGUGAACUGAAGAUCGGUCCAUAUGCUAAUACCACACAGUACCGCUACGAAUAUGACGGUGACGGCCAGCUUGUUGGUGUCAAGGUUGAUGACUGGUCCACUUGGCGCUAUAGCUACGACCUAAAUGGAAAUCUCCAUUUGCUUAACCCUGGUAACAGCGCCCGUCUGCUGCCACUACGCUACGAUCUUCGAGACCGAAUCACGCGGCUCGGCGAUAUGCAGUAUCACCUCGAUGAGGAUGGCGUGCUUGCACAGAGAGGCUCAGACAUUUUUGAGUACAAUUCCAAAGGUCUUCUCGAGCGAGCCUACAGCCGCACAGCUGGAGGUUGGAGUGUCCUCUACCGCUAUGAUGGCUUGGGCCGCCGUGUCUUUCGCAGAACUAGCGAAGGCGAGCAUCAGCAGUACUUCUACGCUGACUUGAACUACCCCACUCGGGUCACCCAUGUUUACAACCACUCGAGAGCUGAAAUCACCUCCUUCUACUAUGACCUGCAGGGUCAUCUAUUUGCUAUGGAGGUCAGUGGUGGGGAGGAAUACUAUAUCGCCUCUGACAACAUAGGCACCCCACUGGCCAUCUUCAGCAGCAAUGGGCAGAUGGUCAAGCAGAUGCAGUACACAGCGUACGGAGAGAUCUACCAUGAUUCUAACCCAGAUUUCCAGCUCAUAUUAGGCUUUCAUGGAGGGCUUUAUGAUCCUCUCACAAAGCUGGUGCACUUCGCCCAGAGAGACUAUGACGUGCUGGCAGGAAGAUGGAUUGCACCUGACCAUACAUUGUGGCCGAAGAUAGGCAAAGAGCCAGCUCCGUUCAACCUGUAUAUGUUCAAGAACAAUAAUCCACUCAGCGAUAUGAUUGAUGUGAAAAACUAUGUGACAGAUGUGAAGAGUUGGCUGGUUAUGUUUGGCUUUCAGCUCAGCAACAUAAUUCCAGGGUUUCCUAGACACUCGCUUUAUUUUGUUGACCCUCCUUAUGAGGUACUUGCAAGUCAGGACUCUGAUAACACUCAGCUUUUCACUGGAGUUCAGCAUUCAGUGGACAGACACAACCAGGCCUUCAUGGUUCUUGAGGGGAGGCGGCUCAACAAACAGCGGCGCACCAAGCGUGACAAGCCCGGUUACUGGUUUGGCACCAGCACGCCCAUCGUAGGCAAAGGCAUGAUGCUCGCUAUCAGGGAUGGUCACGUAUUAACAGACCUGUCCACCUCAGCUAGCGAAGACAGUCGCAAAAUAUCACAGAUCCUCAGCAACGCCAUCUACCUGGACGGCACUCAUUACACCAUCGAUGGUUGGGACUGCCACUUCUUCGUGAAGCUCGGACUAGCUGACAGUGACCUGUUGGCCUUGGGUCUCAGCAGCGGCCACAAGACACUGGAGAGUGGGAUCAAUGUGACGGUCAGCGGACGCUCCCGCCGGGGCGUCACUAUAGAAAUCCACUCCGCCAAACUCACAUAUAGCAUCCGGUACGGGCUGUCAGCGCAGGUUCUGGAAAAGGAGCGGAGCCGCCUGCUGGAACAAGCCCACCAGAGGGCGCUGUCUGGAGCAUGGGCCAGGGACCAACAGCAAGUGCGCGAAGGCAGGGAAGGCAGGGAAGGAGGACGCGUGUGGGCUGAAAAUGAGAAGCAACAACUGUUAGCCAUGGGGAAGGUCACGGGUUACGAGGGCUACUACGUGCUCCCAGUAGAGCAGUACCCUGAACUGGCGGACAGCAGCGCUAACAUCCAGUUCCUCAAACAGAACGAGAUGGGCAGGAGUUCAACUGUUGAUGAUGCCAUGCCAUCUCCUACGGAGAGAAACAACAGAGCGCUGCAGAGACGUUUCCCAAAAAUGGAGAACCAACAGCCAGCAGCAAGAACACUAUGACCCAUUAUUGAAAAAAAAAAAAAAAGCACUUGUGAACAAUGAUUUUGUAGUGAUCUUUUGACAUUAUAGAAAGUGGUAAAUAUUUUUUAGUCAAUUCAGACUGGCUGUGAGUGGCGGACAUUAAUGUGAUGAUAGUGUGAUAGCUCGCUUUGGUUUUUCAUGACUGCAUAUCAAACAUCACAGAAAUCAUCACUCAUGCCGCAGUACUCGAUAAAACAGCAUCACCUGCUCCCAUAUGUGUUUGUGAAACUACACUGGAACAUAUUCAAAAGGAACGUCAGCGUCUCGACACUUUCAGUCUCGUUCCUCAUGAAUUUUCUCACUAUACGUCAACGCAGUGUUUGGUAUUAAGAUUUUAAUCACACCGUGUGAGGCUGAGCUUUCUGAUUGGCUUUCGCUGGAUGUGUUAAUCAUCGGCUCAGAGUCUGUGCUCUUCUGUUCGCAAUAUAUGACAAUCACAGGGGCUGAUACAUUGAUCAAUAAACUGUACAUGAGCCAACCGUUUUGUAUAAUAUGUAAGAGAUUCUUGAUUGUCUGGGUUUUUUAUUAUUAUUUUAUUAAUUUAAAUUCGACUUGACAAGUGAAAACAGAUGAAAGUGUAAUAUAUAUUGUUUUU